AAUGAAUAUUGAUCUCACAGAAUAAUUGCAAAAAUACAGGCAAGAAAUUCAUAGUAAAUUCAAAUAAAAACAAAUAAUGGCUUAAACUAUCUUUAAAUUAGUAUACAUCUAUUGAUAUUUUAAUCUAGGCUUCUUAAUAAAAUAAAAAAGACAAUGUCAAUUUAGCUACUUUGAAAUAAGACUUAGGUAAAUAAAAAACUAAAUAGAGAACUUCAGUUACAAGUAUUUAAAAAAUCUAUAUAAUUUAGAUUUUUAAGGAAGUCCUUUGAAAAAUAUGAUAAGACAAAAUUAAUCACCAAAUGCUUAAAUGAGAAAUGAAUUUAAUUCAUCAAAGUUUAUUAGUCCUAUGAGAUCUAUGUCUCAAUUUAAAUAAUCACCUUAAUAAUCAAAGUUUUAAAUUCCUACACCAAGAGAUGCUAAUUAAACUUAAAGUGCUGUUAAAUUAUAUUCAUCAAAAUAUUAAAAAGUAUUACCAAGUGAGUAAGGCAAUUACUAUGGUCAACUUUAAGCCAAAUUGGAUGGUUUAGCAUAAUUGAUAGGAUCUGAAGAAGAUUAUCAUUAAAAUGCUAAAGAUGUUGAAAAUGUAAUUGAAGAAACAAUUAACAAUUUUCAUAAUUCAAAUAAAUAGAAUAGAUUUGAUUAAAUAAAAAGUUAAUAGUAAGUACUUGAAUAAGAUUUGAAACAAUUAAACUUUAAAAUAUCAAGAUUUAAUGUAUAUAAAGAUUGA
Molecule: messenger RNA, 727 nt
Organism: Paramecium pentaurelia
Lineage: Eukaryota; Ciliophora; Oligohymenophorea; Peniculida; Parameciidae
Source: the annotation of a GenBank genome assembly